Messenger RNA from Brugia pahangi, 1341 nucleotides. The record is from the annotation of a GenBank genome assembly. NCBI's taxonomy places the organism in Eukaryota, Metazoa, Nematoda, Chromadorea, Rhabditida, Onchocercidae.
AUGAAGCUUACAAGUAUACCGAGAAAACUUUGGGAACACAAGAAAAAGUCGACAUUUGCAUCUCUUAUUGCUUACUUCACAGGAUGGAAGAUAUACAACUGGAAAAGAGACUGUAAUAUACGAGCUAUAUACGCUCGAGAAGCAAAACAGUUUGGUGAUGCACCGUUGGAUUUAGCAGAGCGUUUACGACGUGUCACUGUUUUGGUGGAUAAAACCUGUGCGAGUGCUUUCGAUAGUUUCGAAAAGAAUGCUUUGCCAUUACUUAAUUUAGCUGGUCUACAAGUGGAUAUAAUCAAGCCUAAUGAUAUUUCUGAAUUCAAAACUAUUGCGGAACAUAUUGAUACGACAGAAUGUGAUGCUCUGUAUAUUAUUGGUGGAGAUAAUGCUUUAAGCAUUGUUCUAAGUGCAGUGUGUCGUCAAGAAAAUAAUUCAUCGCUACCUAUUGGUGUUUUUCCAGGUGGUUCUGACAAUCGUUCAUUAAUCGGUUUAGUACCUGAUGUAUUUGCAGUUCAAAAUGAUAUUCGUCCAUACUGUGAAAGUGCUAUGGCUCUUAUCGAAGAACAAACUCGACCUAUUUAUUUAUCAAGCAUAAAAUUUGAGAACUCAGAAAGCAGCACAAAUGAAGGAAAAGAACCACUUUACGGUGUAUCUGGACUGUAUGCUGGCUGGUACGAUAGGGUUGAAGUAAACAAAGAUAAAUUAUGGUAUUGGGGUGCAUUAAAACGUUGGAUUGCUUAUAUCACAGCUUAUUUACGAUCUUUAAAGCAAUAUCCAGAAAUAGAAUUUAAUAUGAUUUGUGAAGAAUAUUGUGCCGGUUGCUCCAAAUGUCGAUCAUCACAAUCUAUAAAUGAAAAAACCAAACAGCAGACGAAUAGGCAAUGGUGGCAUUAUAUUACUGGUUCGCGUACUUAUACUGGUGUGAAAGAUAUGAAACCGAAAAAGGAUUACUCAUUAAUACAGAAUGAGAAUUGUGGAAAAACUAGAGAAAUGAAAAUCAAAGCGGUCGAUAUAGCAUUUGAGAAUUUCCAAGACCAGAGUGCAUGCGGUCUUCGUGUUCGUAGUGGAGGUGCUGAACGCAGUAGGAUCAGUUUAUUAAUUGAUGGUUGGACAAGGUGUCAAACAAAGCAGUUAUUUUCAUCUCCCGAUACUAGUUUCUAUCAGACUGAUUGUUGUGUUAAAUCGGUAGUUUUAACAUUCAGUUUGCUGCCAGAUGCUUUUAAGAAAAUAACAAUAUUUGGUAAUGAUUAUAAAAUGGAUAAUGACUUAAAGACUCGAAUACUUCUCGAAUCAACUAAUAAAUAUGUUAACAUGUAUCUCCCCACUAAGAUACGGGUAUCUUAA